CCACAAUUUCACAUUAUUUAUUUUCUUAUUUAUUUAAUACAUUAUAAAUUUAAAACCUAUGUUAGUAUAUUUUCAUUUUUAGUAUUCAUUUAGUUCAUUCUAUUAAUUUAUGGACUGUGACUUAUAUUUUUAAUUCUGGUUUCCGGCAGUUCUAUGUUAAAACUUUGAAUUGCGAGUUGAGAAUUAAACCACAGAAUAUUAUUCUGUGAUUAAACUGAAAAAAAAUUGAUGAUAAACAUUUAAGAUGAAUAAUCUGUCGACUAGUGAAAAAGCAUUUAAACUUUUGAAUGGUGUCGUUUGUUUAUAUAAACCAGCUGGAGUUCAUCUAAGCGGUUGUCGCCAUUCAUUGCUGUUAAAGUUAACACAAGAGUUGAAUUCAUGCGGUGUUAGAUCUCCAGAAAAUCGUGUUGUCAUUUCCGGGGAUACCACAAAAGAACUUAAUGUAAAAUUAGAGCCCAGUUUUGCAGAUAAUGUACUUGUUGUUGGUCCCAGGUACCAAACCCAAGAUAUUAAAUGUAUAUGGACUACUCAUUUGGGAAAGCGUGUGUCAGGCGUUUGUGUCAUGGGACUAAAUAAGGGUACUAAAAUGGUAAGAAAUCUUCAAAACAACUAUCCAUUGCGAACAUAUCAUUUACAUGGACAAUUAGGAAUUAUGACCAAGAAUAUGCACAUCGAUGGCCAAGUUAUUGAAAAGGGACGUUUUGAUUUUGUGAGACGUGAAAAUGUUGAUAAACUUAUGUCUACAAUACAGGCAUCAAAUCAAAAAAAGAUGUUUGAGCUGGCAAAUGUAGACACUCAAACUCAAACAGCUUAUGAUUUGGCCAUAAAAGGGUUAAUCCGGCCAGCAACUUCUAAAAUUCCUUUAAUUUAUGGAAUUAAAUGCAUAAGUCUAGAUUUACCGAAUUUUAUCAUUGAAAUUAAUGUUAUUAAUGAAUAUGAGAAUUAUUUAUUAUCAUUAGUACAUGAAAUAGGACUAAAGUUGAGAUGUUCAGCGACAUGUACUGCUAUACGCUGUAUAAGAUAUUCAUCAUUUACUAUUCAACAAGCACUUUUAAUGAAACAUUGGAAUCUUCAAUUUGUGUUAGAAAAUAUGCGAGAAUGUAAUGCAUCAUACAAACAAAUGAGUAAACUACCUUCAUUCAUUACUGAACAAUCUUAUUUUGAAUCUAAUCAAAAAAUGAGUGGUAUACAAUAAUUUUGGUGAGUUAUAUAAUUAGUAUUCAAAAGUUCAUCAUUCACAUUUUAAAAGAUUAUUUAUAAAUACAUAAAAAACAUAUAAUUUAUUUAAUAAAAGGAGUUUUUUUUUGUAAA
Molecule: messenger RNA, 1311 nt
Organism: Rhopalosiphum padi (bird cherry-oat aphid)
Lineage: Eukaryota; Metazoa; Arthropoda; Insecta; Hemiptera; Aphididae
Product: pseudouridylate synthase TRUB2, mitochondrial
Exons: 5
Coding region: 245-1195 (316 amino acids)
Biological process (GO): RNA processing; pseudouridine synthesis
Molecular function (GO): pseudouridine synthase activity; RNA binding
Source: RefSeq, a predicted model, not a curated record